Molecule: messenger RNA, 1929 nt
Organism: Phlebotomus argentipes
Lineage: Eukaryota; Metazoa; Arthropoda; Insecta; Diptera; Psychodidae
Gene: Caf1-105
Product: chromatin assembly factor 1 subunit B
Exons: 3
Coding region: 114-1919 (601 amino acids)
Biological process (GO): DNA replication-dependent chromatin assembly; nucleosome assembly
Cellular component (GO): CAF-1 complex; nucleus
Molecular function (GO): protein binding
Source: RefSeq, a predicted model, not a curated record
AAUUUCAGGUGCAAAUUUUGCGCGCACAACGCCAUAACCUCACACGAGUUUGGUUUAAUCCAGAGUCUUUGUUGUGAGAUUUUCGUGUUUUCUCUGUUCAUUUUACGUUAAAGAUGAAGUGCACCAUCCCCGAAAUAUCUUGGCACAAUCGAGAUCCUGUGCUGAGUGUGGAUAUUCAACCACUCGUGGGGAAGAAGGGAGAUUUCUAUCGAUUAGCUUCUGGAGGCACGGAUUCUCAUGUUUUGAUUUGGCACAUGCAUCUUGAGGAAGAUGGAAGAGUAUCACUGGAGAUCGUUGCUGAUCUCACGAGACACCAGAGAGCAGUGAAUGUAGUGAGAUGGUCUCCGUCCGGUAAGUAUUUGGCCAGUGGCGAUGACGAGAGUGCUAUCUUCAUAUGGAAGCAAAAGGAUGAGAACGAGGCUGUCAACAUUUUAGAUGUCACAAAUGAUCAGGACAAAGAGAUCUGGCUGACUUUCAAGAUCCUCAGAGGACAUUUGGAAGAUGUGUAUGACUUGUCGUGGUCCCCUAACGAUCUGCAGCUCAUCAGUGGAUCUGUCGACAACACAGCAAUUGUGUGGGAUGUGCAAAAAGGGAAAACCUUGGCAAUUCUGAACGAUCACAAAGGAUUCGUGCAAGGAGUCGCUUGGGAUCCGGCCAAUAAGUACCUCGCCACCCUGAGCUCUGAUCGCUUCUUCCGUGUCUUCGAUGUGCACACGCGUAAAGUGAUCAGUCGCAAUGGGAAAGGACAACUUCCAGUACCGCCGGAUUUUCAGUUGCACGGCAAGAUUGUGCGACUAUUUCACGAUGACACGCUUCAGACUUUCUUUCGGCGACUCACAUUCAGUCCCGACGGCGAGCUCAUUGUCACGCCGGCCGGUGUGAACGAGGGCGACGAGUCGCGAAAGGCCAGCAACACGACUUACGUGUACACGAGGAACUCCCUGAAGCAGCCCACAAUCGUCCUCCCAUCUCUGGAGCAUCACACAGUGGCGGCAAAGUUCUGUCCCACGCUCUUCGAGCUGAAGCCCUUCGAAGCAGCGCCAGUAAUUCCACUGCCUUAUCGCAUGGUCUUCGCCUUGGCAACGAAGAACAGCGUGUUCUUCUACGACACGCAGCAGAACGUCCCAUUCGGCGUCAUUUCCAACAUUCACUACACCAGACUCACGGACCUCACGUGGUCCAGCGACGGGAGACUCCUUGUGGUGUCCAGCACCGAUGGCUUUUGCUCGCUGAUCACCUUCGGCGAGGGCGAAUUGGGACAGAUUUACGAUGACACACUCAUUAAAGAGAAGCUGAUGAAGCAGUGGGAAGUGACCAAGAAAACUGGAAAAUCCAAAAAGACGAAGAAAGAGGAUGCUCCGCAGAAUCCCGAAACGCCUCAAAAGCGCGAAGAUGUGGGCGAGAAAGUGAAGCUCGACCCUGAAUUGGCUGACAAGAUAAUCAAGAGCGACGAGAAUUUCUCACCUGAGAAGAGGGAAAAGCCCGUGACGCCAAUAGCCAUUCGCAGACACCCUCGAGUCAUCACACCAGAGACUAAAGGCACACCUUCGCCCACGAGGAAGCAGCCUACGCCGAUCGCAGUGCGGCGCCAGCCACGGAAACUCAUCCCUGAAUCUGCACCGCUCGGCGCUUUGGUCUCAGCCGUAACGGAGGAAGCUGUGGACGCGUGGCCAAUGGAUGGGACGUCACAGAAACCCUCACAGGAGAUCUUCCGGGAGCCUCGUGGCGCCGAUCUCACGCACGAGUGCACAGAGAACAUCAAUCUCGUCCUCGAUGACGAUUCAAUGGAGAACAAACAGCCUGAAGACUGUGAGAAGAUGGAUGUUGAUCAGCCCAAGACUUCCAGUGCCCAAAAGACGCCUCGUCGCGUUGAAUUCAUCACAAUCUCCACGCCAAAAUCCAAGAAGAAGCUACUCUAGACUUCCUGAC